Molecule: messenger RNA, 2177 nt
Organism: Spodoptera frugiperda (fall armyworm)
Lineage: Eukaryota; Metazoa; Arthropoda; Insecta; Lepidoptera; Noctuidae
Product: transmembrane reductase CYB561D2
Exons: 2
Coding region: 187-927 (246 amino acids)
Molecular function (GO): transmembrane monodehydroascorbate reductase activity
Source: RefSeq, a predicted model, not a curated record
UGUGGCACAUCAUAGUGAAGUUAUCUGAAAGUAAAGUAAUCAAUAAAAAUCAAUUAUGUACAUUGCGUUAGGUACACAAUAAUAUACACGUUGUACUUUAUUUGCAUACAAAUUAAGUGAGCUCCAUCAGGCUCCUUGAUAUAAAAGCAAUUGUUUCUUAAAACACUUCGUGGUUGGACAUUAUUUAUGGAUUUGGGUGGAGAAGAUACCAGUGUGGCAGAAAUGGGACCGUCGGACAGAAAAUCUGAAACAUCACGUCUUGUGGCUCCAAAUCCUGAAACCUCGCCAAGUUACUUGAAUAUUUUGUCAAAUAUAUGCGGUCUGGUAUUCCUGGGAAUCAUUUUAUAUUGUUGUUUUAAAGACGAUGUGACGCUGUUUUCGUUCCAUCCAACAUUAAUGACACUUGGGUGGAUGUUAUUCAUGACAUCGGCAAUGCACGCUCUUACUCCUGGCGAUCUUGCAACAGGCUGGAUGCCCAUACGAUUAAAGAGCGCUCGUCAUUGGAUUCUUCAAGUCUUGGCUGGUACUAUAAUAUUAACUGGAUUCAUUAUAAUUGUAACCAACAAAUUUAUUAAUGGUGCUAAUCACUUUACCAGCUAUCAUGGUAAAUUUGGAUUGGCAUCAUUCAUAUUCCUCUUGAUGACCAUGUUGGGAGGUUUAGGUGCUCUUAAUAGUUUGAAAUUAAAACAUUACCUGCCCCCAAUAUAUACUAAAUUGAUCCAUACAUCAGCUGGUCUACUGACAUUCUGUUUGGGGAUAACUACUAUUUUGCUGGGCUUCUUCUCAAACUGGUGGAAGAAGGAUAAUCCACAGUGGUUGACAAUUCUCUGCUUUGUUUUGGUGCUAAUGAGUAUGAUAGCCACAACAUUGAGGCCCAUUUUGAAAAUAUAUAUUCGUCUGCGGGAACGAUUAGACAUCCAAAAUUAAAUUUACCAAGACCAAAUUAAUUUAUAUUUUUGUAUAUCCAUUAUAUAAACCGCAGUGGUAUGUGAUAUUUUGUUAAACAAGUUGCAAAAACCAGCACAACUUAUUAUUUACUUGUCUUGAUUUUGUUCAUAGACUUGUAGUUGUUACUAUUCUUUUGUUGUAUAUUUUGUUACAUAAAAUAAGUCGAAUAUUGUUAUAAUUUUAUGGUGCUUGCUUUACUUAAUAUGCGGUUAUAAUAAUUGUUUGAACAUAUUUAGCUAACUAAUGCUUAUCUUGUAUCAACACUUGGUGUAUGGUAGAUAAUACUGUAAGAGAUGAAACAAUAAUAAUUUUAAUAUUUACUCUUGUUAUAUAAAAAUGAGAUGAUUUUAUUUUAUCUUAUAACUCUUGUACUUAUUAAUUUUUCGAAUAUAUUAUUUACACCUAUUCUAUUUACAAUUUUAAUGAUGUAGGAUAAUAAUUUUGUACAAUAUUUUAAAGAAUGAACUUCAGGAUGUCAAACAUUAUUUAGAUGUCCUGUAAAUAUACAUUUUCUGAUUAUACCUUUGUAUUUACAAUAUUUAUAUAACUUGUAAGCCAUCAAUAAUGUUAUGCUUUCUAUGUCUAAUGGGCACAAAUAUUUUAUUGUGAAUGAAUGUUUUAAGUGUAAUAAUAUUGUAGUUCAAUAAGUAUGUGUGUCCGAUGUAUGCUUAAACUUCUCUAUGUUAACAAACUUAUCAAGUGACAGAAUGAUUGCAUUAUUGUAAAAGUUACCUAUCAAUGGCUCUAACUAGACAUAGCUUUAGUAAUAAGAUCAUUCUCUGAAUGUCUCUGUAGCCAUGACUUUGAAAGAGAUUCAAGCAUAUUUGUUAGGAGCACAGGAAAAGCCAAAGGCAGAGAGCCAAUCCUGAGAGGCGAAGAGACUGAAAGUUCUGAGCUUAGGAAGUCACAAAGAACGAGAAUCCAAUAAUUUUUAUAAAAAGACACAAGGAAUGAUGAGAUCUGAUUUUUAAAUUAUACCUACUUCUUACUUCAUACAACUAUGUCUUCAUUAGUAAUGUAGACAAAAUAGUGCCAAAUAAUGAUCUCUAGAUGUGAUGUUGUCAUAUAAUAUUAAUAAUAUAAUGGAUUAUUAUUUGUUACAACAAGUUAAAAAAUAUGUUUACUAGAAGUGUGUAGAAUGUUUUCUGCUUAAUAUUCAUAUCAAAUAUCAAUGCAUAAUUGUCUAAAAUAUGUAUACCUAUAAAUAAACAAUUUGAAGUAGCAAGUAA